UGCUGAUGCAGUUCAGCACCAUUGGCAACCUGGGCAUGGUGAACCUGCAGAGCAUCGAGGUGCACCCCACGUGUCUCCGCCAGAUCGCAACGAGUGUCGAGUGGGCAGUUGCCGGGGUUGCCAUGUCUUCCCUGCCCUACCUGGCUUUGAUGGACGACAAGCGACUUCCCUUCGCCAUCCUCGCAGCCCUGAACUUGGUGGUGGCGUUUUCCGUGUCGUUCCUGCCAGAAUCUGCGCUGCAGCGAUUGCCGGAGACGUUAAGGGACGGUGCCGUCUUUGGCAGAGGACAGCGCUACUGGAGCUGGAAACCCAAACCGACACCAGAGUACGCCAAGGGAUAAAGGAGUUCCAGAAGUUCCUUUUAAUUUAGAAGGAACGAUAAUGCGAUGCUGGCAACCUUCGACUUCUGUUUACUGACGGUGCACAUGACUUGCUCGGCCUGCUAUGAACGAAU
Molecule: messenger RNA, 454 nt
Organism: Schistocerca piceifrons (Central American locust)
Lineage: Eukaryota; Metazoa; Arthropoda; Insecta; Orthoptera; Acrididae
Product: solute carrier family 22 member 21-like
Exons: 2
Coding region: 6-341 (111 amino acids)
Source: RefSeq, a predicted model, not a curated record